GGCAGUUAUUGGCCGAUUAAUAGAAAUGGAAAAAUUUCUUAUAGAAAUAAUGCCUCUUCAAUCUAUCAAUGCGAAAGAUGAACUCUUCGAAUGGAGUGCUUUAGACUAUGCAUUUGCAAUCAACUAUGAUAUUACAACAAACGAUUUACUGACUGCUGGAGCGGCAGUGAAUAGAGACACCUUGUUUCAACAAAUCAUAUCAAAUCAUUUAAACAUUUUACUGAUAGAUGCUUUUAACUAUGGAGAGUGGUUACAUUCUCGUGAAAACACGAAGAUGAUAGCAAAUCAGCUACACAUUCAAUUGGUGGAAUAUUUGCUCAACGAAAAACAUCUUGACGUCUUCUCUCUUCUUGAGGAACUUCGUACUUUGACAAUCCUAGAAUUCUGUACUAGAAUUAAUCUGGUCAGUAUUGUAAAACUACUUAUGAAUCAAACAGAACAUCAACGAAAUAGUUCAUCCGAUCAAUCGAAUCGGUUGUUUCAAAUAGCGCUAGAGAAUAAAGCACAUGAUACUUUGUUGUAUUUCAUCGAUGAGUGCAAUAUGGUCCUUCCGAAAGUAAAUAACACUGCUGAACUCAUUGCUGCUCUUAAAUUCACCUUCAGCAAAAACCAUAUGAAUACAUUCAAAAUUAUAUUUCACCAACUUUGCUACCAACUCAAUAUUAUUGUGAUUGAAGAUGUAGAGAUUGUCGAGGACAUUCAUGGUCCUAGUAACAACAACAUACCAUCGCUCGACAAAGAUGAUUAUCCAAAGGUUUGUUGCGUACGAAGUUCUAAUAACGUUCGAAUAUCGCUACCUGAAUACGACGAGAAAGAUAUCCUGCAUGAAGGAUACCUUGUCGAAGCUCUUCUUGCUAGAGCAGUACAUGAGGGAAACAUCCAGAUAGUCAAAUACAUUGUUCAGAAGACCAACAUGGUCAUCACUAAUAGACUCAUUGUGAUGGUCAUGAGAUUGUUACCGAAAGACGAUGAAGUCUGUCAUGAAAAAUCGAUGUCUGCAUUCAUAUAUCUACUUGACAAAACAACAGAUCAGAAUACUACCGAUGAUGAAGGUCGAAGUCUGCUACAUAUGACUGCUCAAAAUGGUUGCUUCUUCAUGCUGCGUUGUAUGAUUGCCAAAGGUUUUGAUCCUGCAGAGGUAAAUACAAGAAACGGAUGGAAUGUGUUUCACUAUGUUGCGUUUAAUCAGGAUGAAGAUCGUUCGACCAAAAUAUUGGAGUUCCUACUGAAAUUUUGCGGAAUAGAUUGGUUUCAUGUUAGAAAUAUCCAAUAAUGAAUUUAAAUAAUGGAAAGACCAAUAAAUUGAACAAAAAUCAACAUGCCUUGUUGGCAAUGUUUGCUAUAUUCAGGGAAGACGACUUAACUAGUCUUUUGUCCGAUCAGGAAUUACAAGAAGCUAUCCGAUGCAUGCAGGAUGUAGCUCAGGGCAAUGAGAAGUCUGACAUCAUUAAGGGUGUUAAAGGAUACAAUCCUGAGUUCACUCUUCGCAUAUUUGCUGAAUAUUUCGCGGCAUCUUGGAUAUACAGUAACAAACAUCGCAUGAAAAGCCAGAGCUUUUUCCGAUCGAGGAAAUAUUGGAAUGGAACGGUUCAGCGAACUCAAAGCUUAUUCAAUCGCAUGAUUGUAAGAGAUAGUGAAGGAUGUGAUAUUCACAUGGCUGUAAUCAAUGAAUCAGUACAACAGGUCCGUGCUUUAGUUUCGAAGUAUCCUUCGUCAACACUCGUGAAGGAUUCGGUAGGUCGAUUACCGCUACACUUGGCAGUUAUUGGCCGAUCAAUAGCAAUAGAAAAAUUGCUUAUAGAAAUAAUGUCUCUUCAAUCUAUCAAUGCGAAAGAUGAACUCUUCGAAUGGAGUGCUUUAGACUAUGCAUUUGUAAGCGGCUAUGGUAUUUCAACAAACGCUUUACUGACUGCUGGAGCGGCAGUGAAUAGAGACACCUUGUUUCAACAAAUCAUAUCAAAUCAUUUAAGAAUUUUACUGAUUGAUGCUGAUAGCUAUGGAAAGUGGUUACAUUCUCGUGAAAACACGAAGAAGAUGGCAAAUCAGCUACACAUUCAAUUGGUAGAAUAUUUGCUCAACGAAAAAAAACUUGACGUCUUCUCUCUUCGUGAGGAACUUCAUACCUUGACAAUCCUAGAGUUCUGUACAAAACGCAAUAUGGUCAGUAUUGUAAAACUACUUAUGAAUCAAUCAAAACAUCAACGAAAUAUUUCAUCCGAUCAAUCGAAUCGGUUGUUUCAAAUAGCGCUAAAGAAUAAAGCACAUGAUACUUUGUUGUAUUUCAUCGUGCAAUUGUUGUAUUCAUCGUGCAAAUUUCAUGAGUGCAAUAUGGUUCUUCCGAAAGUAAAUGACACUGCUGAACUCAUUGCUGCUCUUAAAUUCACCAUCAGCAAAAACCAUAUGAAUUCAUUCAAAAUUAUAUUUCAUCACCUUUGCUACCAACUCAAUAUUAUUGUGAUUGAAGAUGUAGAAAUUGUCGAGGACAUUCAUGAUCCUAGUAACAACAACAUACCAUCGCUCGACAAAGUUGAUUAUCCAAAGGUUUGUUGCGUACGAAGUUCUAAUAACGUUCAAUUAUCGUUACCUGAAUACAAAAAAAAAGAUAUCCUGCAUGAAGGAUACCUCGUCGAAGCUCUUCUUGCUAGAGCAGUACAUGAGGGAAACAUCCAGAUGGUCAAAUACAUUGUUCAGAAGACCAACAUGGUCAUUACUAAUAGAAUCAUUGUGAUGGUCAUGAGAUUGUUACCGAAAGGCUAUGCAGUAUGUCAUGAAAAAUCGAUGUCUGCAUUCAUAUAUCUACUUGACAAAACAAUAGAUCGGCAUACUACCGAUGGUGAAGGUCGAAGUCUGCUACAUAUGACUGCUCAGAAUGGUUGCUUCUUCAUGCUGCAUUGUAUGAUUGCCAAAGGUUGUGAUCCUGCAGAGGUAAAUACAAGAAACGGAUGGAAUGUGUUUCAUUAUGUUGCGUUUAAUCAGGAUGAAGAUCGUUCGGACAAAAUAUUGGAGUUCCUACUGAAAUAUUGCGGAAUGGAUUGGUUUCAUCAUUUGGACACGUUGGUCGAUUCGGACAAAAUAAAACCAUCCAAUAAUGAAUCCAUCAAUACAACGAUGAAUCCAAACAAUGGAAAGACCAAUAAAUUGAACAAAAAUCAACAUGCCUUGUUGGCAAUGUUUGCUAUAUUCAGUAAAGACGACUUAACUAGUCUUUUGUCCGAUCAGGAAUUACAAGAAGCUAUCCGAUGCAUGCAGGAUGUAGCUCAGGGCAAUGAGAAGUCUGACAUCAUUAAAGGUGUUAAAGGAUACAAUCCUGAGUUCACUCUUCGCAUAUUUGCUGAAUAUUUCGCGGCAUCUUGGAUAUACAGCAACAAACAUCGCAUAAAAUGCCAGAGCUUUUUCCGAUCGAGGAAUUAUUGGAAUCGAACGGUUCAGCGAACUCGAAGCUUAUUCAAUCGCAUGAUAGUAAGAGAUAGUGAAGGAUGUGAUAUUCACAUGGCUGUAAUCAAUGAAUCAGUACAACAGGUCCGUGCUUUAGUUUCGAAGUAUCCUUCGUUUACACUCGUGAAGGAUUCGGUAGGUCGAUUACCACUACACUUGGCAGUUAUUGGCCGAUCAAAAGCAAUUGAAAAAUUUCUUAUAGAAAUAAUGUCUCUUCAAUCUAUCAAUGCGAAAGAUGAACUCUUCGAAUGGAGUGCUUUAGACUAUGCAUUUGCAAUGAAGUACCCCACAACAUUCCGUAACAUUUUAUAUUAUGGAGCGACAGUGAAUGAGGACACUUUGCUAAAACUAAUACUGUCCAAUAAUAUAAAGGAUUUGUUGACUAAUGCACAUGAUUAUGGAAAAUGGUUACAUUCUCGUGAAAACACCAAAAAAAUUUCAAUCCAACUUCAUAAACGUGUAGUAGAACACUUGCUCAUUGAAAAACACCUCGAUAUAUUUUCCCCUUAUGAAGAUAUUGAUUCUUUAACUGUGUUGGAGUUCUGUUCAGAAAAUAAUAUGGAUGGUUUAAUUGAACAAUUUGCAUUGCGAUUGGACUUUCGAUGGAUGCUUUCAACAGAACAGAGUAAUCGUUAAUUUCAGAUAACAUUUUAAAACAUUGUCCACCUCGUGUAAGCAUACCUGGUCAAUGGUUUGACUAGAUGAUAGUGUACUCAUACUUUUUAAUAAUAGCCUCGAUAUUGUCAGAGCGGUCCGGUGGUGCAUGUGAUAAACGGCGCCAGUCCACACGGCCGGACCGGAUUCAAAUCCCAUCCGGACCGUUCCCCCGUAGCAAGGACUGACUAUCCGGCUACGUGGUAAAAUAAGUCUAGUAAGCCAGAAAUGGCCGGCGUGACCUGUAAGGUCGUUAAUGCCAAGAAGAGAUUGUUGAUAAACCGUUGUUGUAUCUACUUCAAUUAGCUGGUCUCCGAAUUAAUUGUGACAUGCCAACUGAGAGAUAACUUUUACAACCCUGUAUCAUACAUGAUAUACAGUUUAAUUUCGAUUUAUAAACAGUUUUAAACCACACCAAGGCUUAAGCUAUAUACCAUAUUGCAACUCCAGAAAUUAAACAACUUCGUUCAUCCAAAAACACUAAGAACCCGUAUUUUGGUAAAAGUUUAAAAGAAACAAAAGCAAACAAUUAUUGUCAAGUAGAUAGCAACACAAACGUGUGCGAUUUGCGGCACGAAAGAAGUUAUAGGCGUUGUGUUAAGCUAAGUGUCGCCGACAGGGUCACUCUGUUAGAAGCGCACACCGCGUGGUGCGAGACAUAAGAGCUGCAUCGGCAUUUUGGGUGCAGCGGUUGAUCGAGUUUCGCGCCCCAAGCUGGUGCUGCGGAUUUCGCGAUAUCAACAAUUUGGGAAUUUGGGUGCUACGAUCAAUCGCAGCCCAAAAUGCUGAUGCAUCGUUGAUCGCACGCACCACUCAAACCUUUACCACGGUUUU
Molecule: messenger RNA, 4923 nt
Organism: Anopheles funestus (African malaria mosquito)
Lineage: Eukaryota; Metazoa; Arthropoda; Insecta; Diptera; Culicidae
Exons: 4
Coding region: 26-1273 (415 amino acids)
Molecular function (GO): protein binding
Source: RefSeq, a predicted model, not a curated record